Messenger RNA from Clunio marinus, 618 nucleotides. The record is from the annotation of a GenBank genome assembly. NCBI's taxonomy places the organism in Eukaryota, Metazoa, Arthropoda, Insecta, Diptera, Chironomidae.
AUGGAUAACGUUCUAAAAUAUAGUGAAGAUGAAAAUGGAAACGCAACGAGUGUUGUUGAAACGCAUAAUAAAUUAAACACCCACACGGAGUUGGUGUCAAUGUUGUAUAUCGUUGGCAUCAUUGGAAGUUUGCUUGCUCUUUUACAUUUGUGCCAGAAGCAGAAUUUGAAAAAUUCAAAACAAGCUUUCAUGCUAAAGUUUUUAAUGACUUUGGACUUUGUUGGAUUGAUGGGAAUGUUGUCGCAACUUACUAUUCGGUCAUACUUAGACAACGAUGGUUUUUACAAGGAUCACAUCUGGUUAUUUUGUUUUAUAAGACUUGUAUGGCGAUUUUUCGGCCUCAGCUCGGGUUGCGUAGCAUUCAUAAUGGCCAUUGAGAGAUACUUUGCUCUGACAAAGCCAUUUUUCUACUGUAAACAUUUUACGAAUGGUCUCAUAAAACGAUUAAUUAUCAUGAUGUGGGCUUCUUGUGCGUUGCUAACAUUCGUUCCGGUCCUAGGCUUUGGGAUUUUCUGCGAUAUGAAGAAUCGAAAAUGUCAACGAUAUCGUGAUGCCGAACACCCUCUGGAUGUUACGUACGCGUUUCUAUUUUUCUUUGUUGGUAUGCUCCACAAUUAA